Molecule: messenger RNA, 2640 nt
Organism: Botrytis byssoidea
Lineage: Eukaryota; Fungi; Ascomycota; Leotiomycetes; Helotiales; Sclerotiniaceae
Exons: 2
Coding region: 1-2640 (879 amino acids)
Biological process (GO): glycoprotein catabolic process; carbohydrate metabolic process
Molecular function (GO): beta-mannosidase activity
Source: RefSeq, a predicted model, not a curated record
AUGCGUACAGACCAUACCUUUUCUAAUAUCAAUUCACAUCAAACUGCAUCUACAUCAACUUCAUCGAGUAUGCCUGAGCAUACCAUAAUUCCAAUCGAUAAGAAUUGGACCUUUAAACAGGCGGACAAUGAAGAUUCCAAAUUUCUCCCUGUCGCACAGUUUCCCACGAAUGUUCAUUUGGAUCUCAUUUCCAAUGGCAUCAUAGAAGAUCCUUUCAUGGGAAAGAACGAAAACGACGUCCAAUGGAUUGGUGAGACUGUCUGGAUAUACAGAACAACAUUUUCAUCGCCCGCGAUAUCAUCGGAAGACAAAUCUGGCACCCAAGCAGUCCUGGCAUUCGAUGGAUUAGAUACUUAUGCCACCGUUCUAUUGAAUGGAAAGGAGAUUCUCAAGACGGAUAACAUGUUCAUACCUGAAAGAAUUGAUAUCACAUCUCACCUAAAAGAUGGGGGAGAAAAUGAACUAGAAAUCACAUUCGAGAGCGCAUAUCUCAAAGGAUGUGCCAUAGUGGAGAAAUAUCCGGAUCAUCAUUGGGGCUGUUGGAACGGAGACACUUCUAGACUUGCUGUUCGGAAAGCACAAUAUCACUGGGGAUGGGAUUGGGGCCCAACCCUUAUGACUUGUGGGCCUUGGCGACCAAUAAACCUUGAAAUUUUCACAUCCCGCAUCUCGGACGUCUAUUUCACAAGUAAUGUUGACAAAUCCUUGAAAACUGCUGAACUAGUUGCGAAGGCGGAUGUUCAGGGUGAAGCAUCACAAGUUAAGUUCGAUAUUACAUUAGACGGCGAGCUUGUUGCAAGUAAGACAGUUGCUUCUUCUGAAGGACAUGCUACCCAUGCCUUUACUAUCAAAGAUCCAGCAUUAUGGUUUCCGAUCAGAUAUGGUAAACAGCCAUUGUAUGACCUUACGGCAACUUUAAUUCACAAUGACAAGAGUAUAUCAACGCAAAGUAAGAAGUUUGGCUUGCGUAGAGCAGAGCUAGUGCAAGACCCUCUGAAAGACCAGCCAGGAACAUCGUUCUUUUUCAGAAUCAAUAACAUCCCAAUAUUCUGCGGUGGCAGUGACUGGAUUCCAGCCGACAACUUCAUUCCCCGCAUCAGCAAAGAAAAGUAUUAUGAUUGGGUUAAGCUGGUAGCAGACGGAAAUCAGUUCAUGAUUCGAGUUUGGGGCGGUGGAAUAUUUGAGGAGCAAGCCUUUUAUGAUGCAUGCGAUGAAUUAGGCAUUCUGGUAUGGCAAGAUUUCAUGUUCGGUUGUGGAAACUAUCCUGCUUUCCCAGACUUCCUCACUUCCGUCAAGAGAGAAGCCGAGGAGAAUGUCAGGCUCCUUCGACAUCAUCCAUCUAUCGUUAUCUGGGCUGGUAAUAAUGAAGAUUACCAAUACCAAGAAUCGGAAGGUCUCACUUACGACUUUGACAACAAGGAUUCCGAGAGUUGGUUGAAGACCAAUUUUCCAGCAAGGUAUAUAUAUGAGAAGAUUUUAGUCGAUGCCUGCACCGAACUAAUUCCAGACACAUACUAUCACUAUGGUAGUCCAUGGGGUGGAAAACAAACCACUGAUCCUACCGUUGGUGAUUUACAUCAGUGGAAUGUAUGGCAUGGUUCUCAAGAAAAGUAUCAGAAUUUCGAUAAGCUCGUUGGACGCUUCGUCUCAGAAUUCGGCAUGGAAGCAUUCCCAAAUAUCAAAACUAUCGAAGCAUUUCUUCCACUGGGAAAAGACGAUCCCGACCGUUUCGCCCAAUCCUCCACCGUCGAUUUCCACAACAAAGCCGACGGCCACGAGCGCCGUAUCGCUCUUUAUCUCGUCGAGAAUUUCCGCUACGCUCCUGACCCCCUCGAGCAAUUCAUCUACUCCACCCAGCUCAUGCAAGCUGAGUGUCUAGCUAGUGCCUAUCGAUUGUGGAAACGCCAAUGGAAAGGUCCUAGUAGGGAAUACUGCGGGGGUGCAUUAGUAUGGCAAAUCAAUGAUUGCUGGCCGGUCACAUCCUGGGCAAUUGUCGACUACUAUCUCCGUCCAAAACAUGCCUACUAUACCGUCAAACGUGAAAUGGCACCGAUUUCUCUAGGUAUCACGCGCAAAGAACAUAUCACCCCCAAGGAUAAAUACACCCGUGCCCAUCUCACCAAGAAAACCCAAAUCGAAAUCUGGGGCUCAAACCUAGUUCUCGAAGACAUCACAGCAGACGUCCUCGUCAAAGCAUUCGACGUGAUCACCGGUCAAGAAACCUACUCCAAAACCAUCGCCUCCUCUCUCCUCCUACCCGAAAAUCGCUCUACAGAAAUCAUCGCCAUGGAUGUCCCCGUGCAAACCCCCAAUUCGGACGAAGAAUCACGCACCGUGGUCGCCGCAUAUCUCAUCCAAGACGGUGUGCAAAUCGCUCGCUACAUCAAUUGGCCCGAACCGCUAAAAUACGUACAUUUGCAAAAACCCACGGAUUUGCGGGCUGAGUUGUCGGAAGAUGUGAAGACGGUGGAGAUUAGCAGCGAGGUUCCGGUGAAGGGGGUAGCGCUCGAGUGUGAAGAUGAAGAGGUGGUGUUUGAGGAUAAUCUGGUGGAUGUGGUGCCGGGUGAGAUGGUUAAAGUGGGAGUUAAGGGUGCGAAGGCGGAUACGAAGAUUGGAGUCAGGUAUUUGGGGAUGAUUUAA